Messenger RNA from Fusarium venenatum, 231 nucleotides. NCBI's taxonomy places the organism in Eukaryota, Fungi, Ascomycota, Sordariomycetes, Hypocreales, Nectriaceae. The record is from RefSeq and is a predicted model, not a curated record.
AUGCCCAAAGUUGUCUCUCCUCGCGGCCAGCGUAGAAACGGCCUCAAGGCACAACUCGACACAGUCAAAGUCGAAGAGGAAUACCGGAAAGGCGAUUACGAUUUGAUCAACGAAAUGGUAGAAGUCAUGCUCAAACACGUCAAGAGAUUGCUGAAUGGGUUUGAGGACCGUGGAGAGGUCAGGCAGGAGGAACUACUUCUUCAGUUGCAGAUGAUGAAUAUACGAAAGUAG